UUUUAAAUAUUUAAAAUGAAAACGGAUUAGGAUCAAUCUUCUAAUUAAUAGUAUUGAACUAUUUCUAUUAAAUGUACUUUAAAUAUAAACAAAUUCACUGUGGAAGUAAAUUGACGCAACAGGUAGUUUGUCAACACGUGCUUAAAACCUGAGAGCAGUCACACUGUGUGUCUCUCUUGCUCUUGCGAUGUACGGAAAAAAUAACAAUUGGUGGGAAAGAUUGAUUGAAUUUAAUUAAAAAUGCUGCGCAAAGUGCCGAUAAUAGUUAUACUGGGCUCCACUGGCACAGGCAAGACGAAACUAUCGCUGGAGCUAGCAGAACGUUUUGGUGGCGAAAUUAUUAGCGCGGAUUCCAUGCAAGUUUAUACGAAUUUGGAUAUUGCCACAGCGAAGGCCACCAAGGAGGAGCAGGCGCGAGCUCGCCAUCAUCUACUCGAUAUUGCAACACCGGCAGAGCCAUUUACAGUUACGCAUUUCCGAAAUGCGGCAUUGCCCAUCAUAGAGAAGCUGCUGGCUAAAUCAAAACCACCGAUUGUGGUUGGCGGUACAAAUUAUUAUAUAGAAUCUUUACUGUGGGACAUACUGGUGGAUACCAAAGAGGAGAAGGUAACUACAAACGGCCUACAAUUGUCAGCGGAUGUAAUGGCCGCUAUGUCAACCGCUGAGCUGCAUCAGCAUUUGGGGAAGUUCGAUGCCGGAAGUGCAAAUCGAAUACAUCCUAACAAUCGUCGGAAGAUCCAGCGUGCCAUUGAGGUCUACCAAAGUACGGGGAAGACGUUGACCGAGAAGCUUUCGGAGCAGCGUAAGCAACCAGGUGGCAACCGUUUGGGAGGUCCACUACGCUAUCCACAUACUAUUUUGCUCUGGCUGCGCUGUCAGCAGGACGUGCUCAAUGAGCGUCUGGAUAAGCGAGUGGAUAACAUGUUACAGCAGGGUCUGCUCAAAGAGUUGCGUGAGUUCCACAAUAGCUACGCGGAUGUCACUCUUCAGGCGUAUACAAAAGGCGUCCUACAGACCAUUGGCUACAAGGAAUUUGUGCCGUAUUUGAUGAAAUAUGAUGCACAACAGGAUAUCAAGGUUGAGGAGUAUCUGAGCACCCACCAAUACCAGUUACCUACUUCAGAGCAGCUUGCAGCUAUAGAAACGGAGGAUGGGGAGCAGCUGGCUGCCAGUCUCAAAGCUCUGAGCAGCUGUUGUGCUGAACUGAAGUUGGUGACGCGCCGCUACUCCAAGAAGCAGUUGAAGUGGAUAAACAACCGCUUCUUGGCCAGCAAGGAUCGCCAGGUGCCCGAUCUGUUCGAGCUGGACACCAGCGAUGUGAGCGCCUGGCACGAAAAUGUCUACAAGCGAGCCGAGUGCAUCAUCGAGAGUUAUCGCCAGGCGCAAGUCUGUGAGAUUGCGCCCAUGGCCAAGCGUGUGCAUCCUGGCGCCGAGCUCAACGAGGAGACGAGCAACUUCUGUGCCAUUUGCGAACGUCAUUUCAUUGGCGAAUAUCAGUGGAGUCUGCAUCUCAAGUCCAACAAACACAAACGUCGACGUGAGUCGCAGCGACGCAAGCAGCAGGAGGCAGACGCAAUCGGACCCCAAUAA
Messenger RNA from Drosophila mojavensis, 1590 nucleotides. Its product is annotated as tRNA dimethylallyltransferase. Gene Ontology annotation, molecular function: tRNA dimethylallyltransferase activity. Gene Ontology annotation, cellular component: mitochondrion. The transcript has a single exon. Lineage: Eukaryota; Metazoa; Arthropoda; Insecta; Diptera; Drosophilidae. Gene Ontology annotation, biological process: tRNA modification. The record is from RefSeq and is a predicted model, not a curated record. Bases 241 to 1590 code for a protein of 449 amino acids.